AUGGAUAAGCUUAAAGAGAGAUCUCAAUUAGGAGACUUUGGCACCCUGUUCGGUCUACCCGAUUCUUAUGCUAAAAGUAGCAAUAAGAGCAGGUAUUAUAAGUCCUCAAGAGCUGAAGGCAUUAAUUCAAAAGGAUUUUCUGCCACUUAUAAAAAUAAUGAAAUAAGUUAUUGUUUUGUUACAGAUCCAGUAACCAGAAAUAUUAAUGCUUUGAUUGAUAUGAAGCAGAAUCAUAUGGAUUCUUUACAGUUAGAAUUAUUUAGUAUGAAUAUUUUCGAUUCUCUGAAAUCGACUAAAGUGAAGGAAAAAAUUAAAUUAAUUUCCGAACAAAUUGCCGUCGAUAUUUGUGCUGAUCACCCCAGUGCUUUUUGGAAUAGAAAAAGGCACAUUGUGACUCUUCCAUAUGAAGAAAGCUUUUCUGAAGAUGAUAUCCCUACUAAAUCUUGGCCCUGUCAAAUGAACGUUGAGUUAGUAGAAUUUUGCAAAAAUGAGAUUGAUAAUCUUUUGCAAAAGGAUUUGAUUAAACCUUCUAAAUCCCCUUGGUCUUGCACAACGUUUUAUGUUAAUAGUGCUGUUGAAAGGGAACGAGGAUGGAUCCACCAUGGAUUCAUGCUAAAGGUAGGGGAAGGGGAAGAUCAGCCCCAGGAAGAUCAUCCCAAGGACCGUCAUACAGAUCCACAGCUAAUUCACAAUCUUAUCAAGGAUCGUCAUACAGAUCCUCAUCAAACUCCCCGGUCAUACAAAUGGGAAGAAGAACUUUGA
Molecule: messenger RNA, 762 nt
Organism: Solanum verrucosum
Lineage: Eukaryota; Viridiplantae; Streptophyta; Magnoliopsida; Solanales; Solanaceae
Exons: 3
Coding region: 1-762 (253 amino acids)
Source: RefSeq, a predicted model, not a curated record